UUUAGGGUUUUGUGUUUUUUCUCGUUGGCGUGAUAUAUUUCCCCCCAAAUUUUAAAAAAAAAAACCUUUUUAUUCUCAUUUAAGUGGAAUAUCAGGAGCUAAUCUGAGGGGUCGCCGGCUUCGUUUGAUCGUCUGUGUUUUUGUUGAUUAUUGAAGGGAAAGGGGUGCCCUUUUACUGUGGGAUUGGUUGCCUGUACUUUUUCUUAGCUGGGGGAUCUUAUUGAGCUGUUCUGAUUGAAUUAGUGAAGGAGAGGAAGGUUCCUUUGUUGGCAAUUAGGGUUUUUCCAGCUCGAUUAGGCGAUUCGAGGAAAACCCAUUAUCCCCUUAAGAUCGUUAUUGAAAAUUUCCGGUCUUUAGUCUGUGAAUUGGAGGGAAUGGGGAAGCCAACAACUAAGAAGAAGAAGCAGUCCAGUGCCAAAACAAGCGAUCACAACGCGAAGGUGUUCGAUGAAGACACGUCGAUCUUUAUCGACAUGUCUCAUGACAUUAGAGAAGAAGGCAACAGGUUAUUUCAGAAGAGAGAUUAUGAAGGCGCCAUUCUCAAAUACGAAAAGGCCAUUAAGCUCCUCCCACAGAAUCAUAUUGAUGUCGCCUAUCUACGGAGCAAUCUCGCUGCUUGUUAUAUGCAAAUGGGUCCUGGAGAGUACCAACAAGCAAUCAAUGAGUGUAAUCUAGCCCUGGAACUCUCCCCCAAGUACACGAAAGCUCUUUUGAAGAGGGCGAGGUGUUAUGAAUUUUUGGAUCAAUGGGAGUUGGCUUUUAGAGAUGUCAGUUCAGUCUUGGCCUUGGAGUCAAAUAAUCUCACGGCUUUGGAGAUUUCAGAGAGAAUCAAGAAAGAGAUGGAGCAGAAGGGAAUCAAGUUAGAUGAUAAGGAAAUUGUUUUGCCUCCACAGGUUCCGAUUGUCAGGGAAAAGGUGGUUAAGGAGAAAAAUAGGAAAAAGAAAAGUCGUAAAGGAGAAGAGAAAGUGAUUGAGGAGGUGAGGAAGUGUGAUAAUAGUAAUGAUAACGGUGUUAAGAAGGAAGAAGAACCGAUGAGGGGUGUGAAGCUGGUCUUUGGUGAGGAUAUAAGGUUUGCUCAAAUACCCGCAAAUUGUAGUGUAGCACAAUUGAGGGAGAUUGUUAGGAACAGAUUUCCGAGCUUAAAGUCUGUGCUUAUAAAGUUUAAGGAUAAGGAAGGUGAUUUGUUGACAAUUACUACAUCAGAAGAGCUGAGAUGGGCUGAAGAGUCUGGAGAUCCUCUUGGUUCUGUUAGGCUUUAUAUUGCAGAAGUUGAUCCAGAGCAUGAGCCAUUGUUUGAGGAAGCAAGCAAAGGAUCUGAAAUGCAAGGGUCAGAGAGGAAUUUGAACGGUUUCUCUGAAAAUGGGAGCGUAAAACAUGAUCAGGAGAGUGCCACUGCAACUUGUAUCGAUAAUUGGAUCAUUCAGUUUGCUGAAGUGUUCAAGAACCAUGUGGGUUUCAAUUCUGAUGCUUGUCUAGAUCUUCAUGAGCUUGGAAUGAAGCUUUACUCCGAAGCUAUGGAGGAUGCAGUUACAAGCGAAGGAGCUCAGGAGAUAUUCGACACUGCUGAGGUGAAGUUUCAGGAGAUGGCAGCUCUUGCCUUGUUUAACUGGGGAAAUGUCCACAUGUCUCGGGCUAGAAAGAGGCUGUUUUUACCCGAAGGUGCGUCCAAAGAUACCAUUCUUGAAAAUGUCAAGUCAGCUUAUGAAUGGGCUCAAGGAGAGUAUAUAAAAGCUGGAAAGAGAUACGAAGAGGCUUUAAAGAUCAAGCCAGACUUUUAUGAAGGAUUUCUUGCACUUGGACAACAACAAUUUGAACAAGCAAAGCUCUCAUGGUAUUAUGCUAUUGGGAGCAAGGUUGAUUUAGAUACUUGGUCACCAAAUGAAGUUUCGGAGCUUUUCAAUAAUGCUGAGGAUAACAUGGAGAGAGGUACCGAGAUAUGGGAGGAGAUGGAGGAGGAGCGAUUGAAGAAUCUCUCCAAACCCAAUAAGGAGAAAUUACUUUUGGAGAAAAUGGGUUUGGAUGCACUUUUUAAAGACCUAUCUAAUGAUGAAGCUGCUGAACAAGCUUCAAGCAUGCGGUCACAGAUAAAUCUUUUGUGGGGAGCUAUGCUUUAUGAACGAUCAGUUGUAGAGUUCAAAUUAGGGCUUCCAGUAUGGGAAGAUUGUCUUAUGGCAGCUGUGGAAAAGUUUAAGCUUGCAGGAGCUUCACCGACUGAUCUUGCUGUUAUGAUAAAGAAUCAUAUCGCCAAUGAAACUACCCAAGAAGGUUUGGGCUUCAAAAUUGAAGAAAUAGUUCAGGCUUGGCAUGAAAUGUAUGAUGCUAAAAGGUGGAUGAAUGGCGUUCCAUCUUUCAGGCUGGAACCAUUAUUUCGGCGGCGAGUGCCAAAACUACAUCAUUUAUUGGAGCACAUGUGAUUUAUAUAGUGUAUGGAGAUUUAUUGUUUUACAUCGUCGUUGAAGGGGCACAUGCUGCUGAUCGUUUAGGUAGGUGUUACAUUUGCUCUUUUAGAGAAUAGCAGGAAUCUGUUUGGAUUUUAUAGAUUGUAGAAGUGUGUUACCAUAUAUCAUUCUUGGCUCGCAUUGGGGUUGGAGAAACUUAUGCGGCAUUGCUAUUUUUCUUUCCUUCUAUUUGUUGUUUAUAUACAGAUCUGAAUUUAGUUUCUCUCUCUCUUUUUUAACCCUUGUUUUGGAGGUCAAAACAAGAUUGGGCUUGAAAUUUUUUAUUAUUUUUUUUUUCUUGUACUUGGCUUGAGUAGCGAUUGUUGUUUUUCUUGUCAUCGUCAUGAUGGAUACUGGUAUCAAGAUUGUAAUGUUACUAGUGUUUGUAACUCAUCCAUUUUCUUAUGAUUGAAGAAACAAAAAGAAACUUUGUGAUGCAUCCA
Messenger RNA from Asparagus officinalis (garden asparagus), 2881 nucleotides. Its product is annotated as HSP-interacting protein. Lineage: Eukaryota; Viridiplantae; Streptophyta; Magnoliopsida; Asparagales; Asparagaceae. Bases 375 to 2414 code for a protein of 679 amino acids. The record is from RefSeq and is a predicted model, not a curated record. Gene Ontology annotation, molecular function: protein binding. The transcript is spliced from 4 exons.